AUGAAGCGUCUAGUCACAAAGACACCAGGCUUAGAUAUCAAAGCAAAUUAUCUAGUCACAAAGACACCAGGCUUAGAUAUCAAAGCAAAUUAUCUAGUCACAAAGACACCAGGCUUAGAUCCCACAGUGUAUCGUCUAGUCACAAAGACACCAGGCUUAGAUAUCACAGCGUACCGUCUAGUCACAAAGACACCAGGCUUAGAUAUCACAGUGUACCGUCUAAGUGAACAGAUUCAACAGAGUCAACAGAUUGCACAGAAAUUACCCUCAAAUUUAACAGAAAAUGAAGUUGAAGAAUAUCGACAGACAUUUAAACUUUUCGAUACGAAUGACGACGGUUCCGUCUCGGCCAAAGAGCUUAAAGUUGUGAUGCAGAGACUAGAAGCAAACCCGACCGACGCGGAAAUCGAAGAAAUGAUUCGUGAGGUUGAUAAAGACGAGAAUGGCGUAAUCGAAUUUGAGGAAUUUUGUGCGAUGAUGGAAAAAAAUAAGGAUAAAAAUAAGGAUGGCGAGUUACUCGAUGCCUUUAAAGUAUUCGACAAGGACGGAAGUGGAGCGAUCGAUAAAGAGCAACUGAGAAUAACUUUGACACAAAUCGGGGAGAAAAUGACAGACGAAGAAGUGGACGAAAUGUUUGAAGCAGCAGAUGCAAAUAAGGAUGGAAAGAUUGACUUCCAAGAAUUCGUCAACAUGAUGUCUUAAUGAUGGUUUAUAUCAAAACUAUUUCCGAGUGAUGGCACCAUGGACAGAAAUUACAAUACACAUUUCUAGAAUUCCCAUCAUGGACUUAUCAAAUCAUAUCAUGUAUUAGUAAAUAUGAAAUUUAUAACAUGAAUAUCCUUUUUCGUCGCGAAACAACUAUAUUUGAAAAUUACACGAUUAUAUUGGAUAGAAAAGGGUCGU
This is a messenger RNA of Pecten maximus, 903 nucleotides long. RefSeq names its product calmodulin-like. The record is from RefSeq and is a predicted model, not a curated record. The transcript is spliced from 5 exons. Gene Ontology annotation, molecular function: calcium ion binding. The coding region runs from base 1 to 702 and encodes 233 amino acids. NCBI's taxonomy places the organism in Eukaryota, Metazoa, Mollusca, Bivalvia, Pectinida, Pectinidae.